AUGGGUGAUGGCAUCGGGGUACAGUUUGGAGGCACGAAGUAUCUCUGGGGUAACGUCCCUGCAUUCGACAUUCUUGAAAUGGCAUCGAAUGAAGGAGAGACAUAUGCUGGAGAUCUUCACCUCCUAUUCGCAGCCUCAGGCGACCUUCGCAAUGUCAUCAAGACAAUCGCUCACCUUCCGAGCAGUUAUGACCAUUCUCUCGAAAUCACAAUCAAUGACCGAGAUCUUGACAUAGCUGCUCGUAACUUGAUCUUCCUUCUCGUUGCACUGAUUGUCGAGAAUCGCGAUGAAGCUAUCGAUUGCAUCAUUCAUCUCUGGUACUCGGCUCUCGUCCGCGUCUCUGAUAUUGAAAUUCUCAACAAUCAAAUUCGGCCCCUGAUUCAAGAUGUUUGUGAAAAGGUCAAAAGCAAGUCACCUAAAACCAUUUUAGGGAAGACGUGGACAUUUGGAAAGCGCAAUUUGAGAAUUGUUCUGCAGCAAACAUCAUGGAAUCGUCUUUUAUCCUUUUUUGACAAGCCAGUCGGCUUAACGGCCGAAAUGGCAUCUCAAAUCCGAGCAGACAAUACCCUAGCUCACUCGAGAAGGGACUAUCGCGAUCGAUAUAUGACAUACCUUACACCCCCCAACGAAUCUCAUUCCACAAAGCCAAACCCGACUUUCUUUCAAACCAUUGAUAUGUGGCCGAUGAAAGACAACGCAGAUCCUCACCAUGGGUGGUCUUUAGAAGAGGUUUCCAAUACAUCAAGUGGAGCCGCAACUGCUGAUACUUACGGCAAACUUUUCUUCUAUAUUCGCGGCGUUCUUGAUUCCUUUCUAGAUCGAGUUUCAGAUCUGAGAGUUUCCUUCAAACUUCUCAAUUUUGAUGCCUUUGACCUCCCUGAUCACCUGGAUGCCGGUUCCUUUAGUCGAAUUGAUGUAUCAAACAUCUCGGAUAUUGGCUGGUUGGGAAUACACCGCACGCUGUAUUUGAUGGUGCCCUUACUUCAGACUCCUGCGCAAAACCCACACGCCACCUUGAUCACCCUCUUUAUGAACGCCGUGGAUGAGACACUGACAGUUGAAGACCAAAUGCAGGGUCUGACUCCAAACAGCCGAGCAACGAAGACUCUACUCCAAUACCUUCCCCCGACAGGAAAGCCAAGUUCUACGCAUGAUCCUACGUUGAUCAAAUUUUCAUAUGGUCGGGAACUUGUCGGAACAUAUGACCAUAUAUUUGAAAGAUACAUGAGAAAGUUUGAGAUCCGCAAGGCCGGUGACCUUCUCGGCGCGAUGAUGAAGGAAAACCACACUAUCAUUGAGAAAUGGCCGUAUAGGUUGAAACUUCGACCAGGUCAACCUGGAGCUCAAGAUGAGUUUGACCGGCGCAUGAGAGAUGGCGUUUCGGGGAAGGAGCGAUAUGUUGAGUGGAAGAGAGUCCAUCAAGGUAUCUUGUAA
Penicillium cataractarum is the source of this 1434-nucleotide messenger RNA. RefSeq names its product DUF4470 domain-containing protein. The coding region runs from base 1 to 1434 and encodes 477 amino acids. NCBI's taxonomy places the organism in Eukaryota, Fungi, Ascomycota, Eurotiomycetes, Eurotiales, Aspergillaceae. The record is from RefSeq and is a predicted model, not a curated record. The transcript is spliced from 6 exons.